Messenger RNA from Ixodes scapularis (black-legged tick), 727 nucleotides. RefSeq lists its product as uncharacterized. The record is from RefSeq and is a predicted model, not a curated record. Lineage: Eukaryota; Metazoa; Arthropoda; Arachnida; Ixodida; Ixodidae. The transcript has a single exon. The coding region runs from base 43 to 528 and encodes 161 amino acids.
GACCCGGCCUCGAGUCGAGCCACGUGCAAGUACAGCGGCGGCAUGGAAGGCCCCUCAAGUGGCCAGACGUCGGCGCACGCCGUCGCCAUGACCACGGUCGACUCGUACGUUCACUUGGGCCAGUACCCGACGGCCCCCGGUUCCUGGAACGCGCACCGGUUCGCGGACCAGUUCAACCAGGACCGGUUCCGGGGCUGUUUCGGUGGCCGCGACGAACUGGACGCGGCCAGCGGCCUCAUGGGCAGCCCCGUAGAACGGCAAGGAACGGCGGUGGAUCACCUGUACCGGAACCACAACUACGGGGCGGACUUCCGGUUUCGUUCCCCCGCUCCGGGAGGCUUCGUGGACGCCGACGGUUACUGUUCCGCACGGGCCCCCGCGACCCUGCUGGGUCCCGUGUUCUCUCACGUGGUCCAGGCGGGUCAGGAUCCGUUCGGUCAGGGGUCUCAGAUGGUUGAUGCGACGCCGGGGUCCUGCGCUUACGGGACUGCGCAAGCCUUGGCGGGUCACUUCUUGUCGCCGAGGUAGCACCGUCGCUUCCUUUCGUCUUCUGAGCCUCCUCGACCGACGACCUCAACUUCAAGUGGUGUGGCGUGUCCUCCGUCAGGAUGUCUGGUGUUCACUAUCGGUGCUAGUGACUGCGACGCGGCCCAGCAACGAACGGGCCGGACAAGACAAGCGUGAUUCUUCAUCCACCAUUACGCUUCUUCGGGGCAUCGAAGACAUC